CAAGUGUUGCGGUUUCUUGGGCAAACGACCGUUGCAACCCUAACCUCUACCUGUCUAUCAAUUUAUAGACUAAAAAUGAGUUUUUCAGCCCUAAUUUCUCAAUUUAAAAGAUUAUGUCUGCCUUCAGUUAUAAGUGCACAUCGUCACAUUUCAACAGACCCCAACUUAUUCUUCAGGGCUACGCCCUGCCUGAUGGCCGAGCCUUUAAAAAAGAAGAAAAAAAUGGACCCGGCAGUAGUAAGAGCUAGAGAGGAACGGAAGAAAAAACGGCUUGAAAAGCAAAUCAGGCGCUUAGAGAAAAACACCAGGCAACUGAAACCGAUUCAGGAAUGCGAAGUGCCGUUAAACUUACUGGAUGAGAAACUAGCGAGGCAAAGGGGCAUCAGUCAUUCGGCCGAACUACUAGAAAAGCGGGUACUGUUGGAGAAACGAUGGGCCAACUUUAAAAGGGAACAGGUGCUGAGCGAUUUGCAGACAAUUGACCGACUGUUGUUCUGCCAGCAAAAGGCCCUCGAUGAACUGAGGAACGAGUCUGAAGAACUGUAUCAGGAGGCCAUUCAGUUUGACUUCCACCUGAUUCCGUUUACAAGUGUAGGACCAGUUGAAACUCCGGCCAUCGAGAAUUACGAUGUUCCUGAUGGAGAGUAUCAGGACGUGUCCAAGAAAUGGACAUGAACACCUGAACUAAUUUAUUAGAUCGUGGGGCAAACAUGCUUUUGAAAGAU
Dendroctonus ponderosae (mountain pine beetle) is the source of this 725-nucleotide messenger RNA. It is a transcript of the gene mRpL40, whose product is annotated as 39S ribosomal protein L40, mitochondrial. The transcript is spliced from 5 exons. Lineage: Eukaryota; Metazoa; Arthropoda; Insecta; Coleoptera; Curculionidae. Bases 76 to 675 code for a protein of 199 amino acids. The record is from RefSeq and is a predicted model, not a curated record. Gene Ontology annotation, cellular component: mitochondrial ribosome; mitochondrial large ribosomal subunit.